CGGUUUUUUGGUUAAUUAAGUUUGUCUUGUUUUCUUCUCCAAAAUCUCCUAAAACUCCUCUUUAUUACACGAAGAGAAGACAAAAGAUAAUUAAAAAAAAAGAGAUUCCAAAACACACAUAAAUCUUUUCAUUUUUUAAAUUGUUUUGAUUAGUAAAUGGUAAAAGCAAUGGACCAAGAACAUGAGAGCUACAAAUCAAGAUUGUAUCAUUUCAAGAACAUGAACGAAAACUCAGCUCCUAGACAUGUUAAAAGCUUGAGCUCAGAUUGUGCAAUGAGGAUGGAUGGUUCGGAUAAUUUGGAAGAUGGUGAUUAUGACAAGAUGAUGUUUAGGAGUCAACCUGGGAUGAAUAGUAGCGUUGACCGACCGUCUUUGCCUCUAGGCGGUGUAACCCCUAACCGGAGCGACAAGCUUCCGAGAGUCCCUUCAGCCGAAUCCAUGGAGGCACAAUUACAAGCAGCCUUGGAGCAAAUGAAAGAGAAAUUUUCGAAAUUGCUUCUUGGAGAAGAUAUGUCAGGAGGAGGAAAAGGUGUUUCGUCGGCGUUGGCUUUAUCUAACGCCAUUACAAAUCUCGCAGCGUCUGCGUUUGGAGAACAACGGCGUUUAGAGCCAAUGGCGGCGGACAGAAAAGCACGUUGGAAAAGAGAAAUUGGAUGGCUUAUCUCUGUGGCUGAUCAUAUAGUUGAAUUCGCUCCAACACAACAAACCAACAAAGAUGGAACUUCAAUGGAAGUCAUGUCAACAAGACAAAGAACAGAUCUUCUCUGUAACAUCCCUGCACUUAAGAAACUCGAUGCAAUGCUCCUCGAUUGUCUUGAUAAAUUCAAGGAUCAGGAUGAGUUUUAUUAUGUCAAAAAAGAUUCUCCUGAUUCUUCUGAUUCAAGGAAUGAUGAGAAAUGGUGGUUACCGGCGGUUAAAGUCCCACCCAACGGCCUCUCUGAGAUAUCAAGAAGGUUUCUACAGAGCCAGAAGGAAUGUGUGAAUCAAGUCCUUAAAGCUGCAAUGGCCAUAAACGCUCAAGUUUUGUCUGAAAUGGAGAUUCCUGAAAGCUACCUUGAGUCACUUCCUAAGAAUGGGAGAGCUAGCUUGGGAGAUGUGAUAUACAGAAUGAUAACAUUAGAGAUGUUUGAUGCAGAUCAGUUCCUAAUUGAAAUGGAUUUAUCAUCUGAGCACAAGAUUCUUGAUCUAAAGAACAGAAUCGAAGCAUCGAUUGUGAUAUGGAAGAGGAAAAUGGUGCAGAAGGACACAAAGUCACCUUGGGGAUCAACAGUGAGUAUUGAGAAAAGAGAACAGUUUGAAGAAAGAGCUGAAACAAUCUUGCUCCUAUUGAAACAAGGGUUUCCUGGAAUCUCACAAUCCUCACUCGAUAUCAGCAAGAUUCAAUUCAACAGAGACGUAGGACUUGCGAUAUUGGAGAGUUACUCGAGAGUGCUUGAGAGUUUGGCUCACACGGUGAUGUCGAGAAUAGAAGACGUGCUUUACGCUGAUCAGCUAACUCAAGAACCUACAAAUAAUGCACCUUCUAAGAACAGAUAUAUUGUGAAAGAGAACGAGAAACCUAAGGAUGAAAGACUAAGUUUCUCAGAGGAUAUAGCUUCAGGAACACUUUCUGAUGUUAUGCAAUGGGGUAAUAACAAAAACAACGAACCGAAGAAAGAAAGCUAUUUUGGAGGAGAGAAACCGUUGUUUUCGAAAGUCACAGGUAUCAUGACAAACAACAACAAGAAGAGUUCUUAUCUUGAAUCUCUUGGAACUAUGAGGAGUCCUACCGCGCGAUACUCCUGAAAUAAAAAUAUCGGUUU
Camelina sativa (false flax) is the source of this 1802-nucleotide messenger RNA. Its product is annotated as rop guanine nucleotide exchange factor 11. Lineage: Eukaryota; Viridiplantae; Streptophyta; Magnoliopsida; Brassicales; Brassicaceae. Gene Ontology annotation, molecular function: guanyl-nucleotide exchange factor activity. The record is from RefSeq and is a predicted model, not a curated record.